Molecule: messenger RNA, 1154 nt
Organism: Desarmillaria tabescens
Lineage: Eukaryota; Fungi; Basidiomycota; Agaricomycetes; Agaricales; Physalacriaceae
Exons: 5
Coding region: 190-1002 (270 amino acids)
Source: RefSeq, a predicted model, not a curated record
UUUUAGUAAGUACUUACGACCAUGAACAUGCACCCAGCACGAGACCUCGCUAUCUAGCAUGCUGCACGAGGACUCCUUCGCAACAGUGAUGUAGCUGUGGGAAUGUCUAGAAUCCAAGGGCCGGUUCCUUCUUAAAUCCGAUGCAGACGGGCUAGGGUGACUUGACUUCAAGUUCUUCGCCCAUCUCAAAUGGCAGACACCAAGUGCUGGAGUGACAUCGAAGCGGUAAGGAUGCCAGUAGCCAGAACGGCAUCUGCCUACGAUCGUCGUCGGCUAAGACGUUGGGGCACCAGGCUGGAAGUUCAGUUAAUGCUGACCUUCUGUCUCUUGCUGAUUAUUACGCCGUUUGCGAUUUACGCCUUGUGUCUUCGGUCUUCUCAUGGCCCAGUACAAGUCAAGCAUCGAUUUGACGCUUUCCUACCCGGGGCCUAUGUCAUGGCUAUUAUUACGGUAAUGACCCUGGUUCACUGCAGAGCGAUGCUUGAAGAAGCUGAUGCGGGCUUGAUUUUCACCCUGGGAGAGCAUCCGCGAAGUUCCAUUACCCAGAAAUUCUCCAACUUUCCUGAGUACAUCAAACGCUCUUUCAUCACGUUCGUUGUUGGGGCGAGCGCCUACAUGAAUCUGGCGUGCUUCUCUAUCUUUUUGAUUGGCUGGACGGACCUGCUCUGGCAGCUCUAUCGCACUAUGACUAUUGCAUUCAUGAUCAUCUCAGGCUCCGCAAUCGUCUUCCAUGCCUUGUUUACGCUGGCGUUUCCGAACCACCAAGUCGGUCUUUUACCGCAGCGGACAGUCUUCUCUUGCGCCUGGGAUAUCAGACUGCUUGUUGAUAGGUUUUGGGCUCGUGAAGAUCAGAAACAAAUGGAACAGGCGGCAAGGAGCCUGAGAUGGGAAUUCCGUGAUUGGAUUUUCGAUCGCAGUGAAGGGUACCAUUGGAUGGGAGGGAGGAAUGGCCAUGAUGGUCUCAGGAAGAUAGCCCUCAACAAUCUCCGUCCGUUGCUGUAAUGACAGCAUUUCAAUGGCAUUGCUCGAGUAUCAUUUUUUUCGAAGUUUACAAAUUUCAUGGCACAACUGUAUCCAUAUUAACAUGAGCUUCUUUGCUGUUCUUGUUCCCUUGUGUCCUAAAACCAAUUCAUAUAUAUGACAUUAAGCACUCU